Molecule: messenger RNA, 6080 nt
Organism: Hippocampus zosterae (dwarf seahorse)
Lineage: Eukaryota; Metazoa; Chordata; Actinopteri; Syngnathiformes; Syngnathidae
Gene: itsn2a
Product: intersectin 2a
Exons: 40
Coding region: 285-5363 (1692 amino acids)
Biological process (GO): positive regulation of Rho protein signal transduction; intracellular signal transduction
Molecular function (GO): calcium ion binding; guanyl-nucleotide exchange factor activity; protein binding
Source: RefSeq, a predicted model, not a curated record
UCCAGUCGGCCGUCGGCCCCGCCUUCGACACUUCCUCGCUUUGCUCUUUCCUCCGCUGCUAUCCGAAUUGCCCUCCCGUGGAUGUCUUGACUACCGGCUGCUUUUCCUCCGCAACAGAUAAUCGCUUCUGUUGAUCCCGGGCCGAGCCACGAGGACGAGGCCGAGGUGGAUGUGGAUGCUCGACGCACAAGUCAUAAACGUCACCGGGGGAAUCAAGACAGACAGCUCAGGCCGCCACCUGCCCUCGGACACGAGACAAAGACAUGUCUACGAGCUAGCCAGCCAUGCAGAGGACACCUCCACCUGCAGCCAUGGACGGUGGAUCAGUGUGGUCCAUCUCGCCAGAAGAGCGGGUGAAGCACGACAAGCAGUUCGACACCUUGGCCCCCGUCCUCGGCUACGUCUCAGGUGAACAAGCCCGAGGAUUCUUCCUGCAGUCGGGCCUGCCGCCGUCCGUCCUGGCCGAGAUCUGGAACCUCGCCGACAUGGACGGCGACGGCAAGAUGGAUAGACAGGAGUUCUCCAUUGCCAUGAAGCUCAUUAAGCUGAAGCUGCAGGGCCGGAGUUUACCCGUUGCACUGCCGAUGGGCUUGAAGCAGCUUCCUGUUGCUCAUGCCCCCCACCCUCCGUCGGCCCGCUUCGGGAUGGGCUCUUUGCCGAACCUCUCGUUUGGCAUGCCACCGCCACCCAUGUCCAUCCUAACCCCCAUCCCCGCUAACACCCCCGUGCGACCAGCGCCGCCCAUGAUGACGCUGCCUCUGACCGCCGGCUUUCCUCGCUGCCACCUACACUUCCUCACCCCCGCGCCUCUCAUGGCCGCAGGACUCCCUCUCUCGGGUUUUUCCUCUCCGCUGACGUUUUCUCCGCCUGGCAGCAGAGGCAUGUCUCAGGCCAACUCUCUCGUGGACCUUGGAUCCAGCAGUUCCAGCUCUUCGUCCACCACUUCGCUGGCCAGCAACUCUCCCAAGACAACGGCAGGCUCGAGCGACUGGGCCGUGCCUCAAGCGUCCAGACUCAAGUAUCGGCAGCAGUUCAACACGCUGGACAAGCUCAUGAGCGGCUACUUGUCAGGAGCUCAAGUAAGAAAUGCACUGAUUGCAUCCAACCUUACACAAACUCAACUGGCUACAAUAUGGAACCUGGCAGAUGUGGACAAGGAUGGCCAGCUGAGGGCCGACGAGUUUAUCUUGGCGAUGCAUCUGGUGGAUAUGGCCAAGACAGGCCGCCCACUGCCGCUCACCCUGCCCCAAGACCUCUUACCGCCUCCUCUGAGAGGAGGCCUCAAGUGCGGUGAGCUCGUCAACGGCACCGGACCUUACGGUAGCCCCUCUUUAAUCGACUCACUGGAGAUAGAACCUAUCCUAAAGAACAAGAGCAGUGUUUCCUUUGAGGACAAGCUGAAGGAGAACUUUGCGAAGGGCAGCGCCGAGCUGGAGAGGCGGAGGCAGGCCCUGGAGGAGCAGCAGAGGAAGGAGCGAGAGCGCAGGGCCCGUGAGGAGAGGGAGGACAGGGAGCGGCGGGAGAAGGAAGCCCGCGAAACCGAACAGCGCCGACGGCUGGAGGAGGAGCGGCGCCUGGAGAGGCAGCGCCAAGUGGAGCGGCAGCGCGAGGAAGAGAGGUUGAGGGAGAUGGAGAAGAAGGAGGCAGCCAAGCAGGAGCUGGAGCGCCAGCGUCAGGAGCAGUGGGAGCGUAGCCGCAAGGAGGAGCUGAGUAGGACGCGUGAAGGGGAGCACCAGGAACUAUCUCAGCUCCGAGCCAAGAAGAAGAGUCUGGAAUUGGAGCUGGAGGCCGUGGGCAACAAGCACAAGCAGAUCUCAGACCGCCUCCGCGAUGCCCAGAGCAUGAGACGCAUCCGCAUGGCCGAAGUGGAGCUCAUCAACCAGAAGAGAGACACGCGCAUUGUGGAGAUCAACGCACUGCAGCAUCAGUUUGAGGACUGGCAGAAGAAGUUCUCCUUGCUGGUUCCUGAACAACAGAAGCUGACUGAGAAGUUGCGUCACAUGAACCUCAACAAAAUCUUACCGGUGACGUUGGCCUCCCUGGCCGCCAACGUGAGCAACAAAGGCGUCACCUGUCGCAAGCUGAAGGACCAGCUGGACGCCCUGCAGAAGGAAACCGCAGACAAGCUCGCACAGAUGGAACAGCACAACAAAGAACUCCAGCUUGAGGACAUGGAUGACUGUCUCCUGCGUGCACUUUUGUCUCUGCUGGCCUGUCUCAGCCAACUCUUCCUUCUCUUCAAGGAAUUGAGGGAGAAGCAGGCCAAGCAACAGUCCGUCCUGGACGACUUGCGGCGCGUCAAGGAGGAAAAACUGCGGGAGUUGAAGAGGCGCAGAGAGGAGGAAGAGGAGCGGCGGAGGAGGAUGGAGGAAGAGGAAAGACGCAGGAGGGAAGAAGAGGAACAGCGGGAGAGAUGGCGGAAGGAGGAAGAGGAGCGGGAGAGGUGGCGGAAAGAGGAAGAAGAGCGGGAGAGGCGGCAAAAAGAGGAAGAGGAGCGGGAGAGGCGGCGGAAAGAGGAAGAAGAGCAGGAGAGGCGGCGGAAAGAGGAAGAGGAGCGGGAGAGGUGGCGGAAAGAGGAAGAAGAGCGGGAGAGGCGGUGGAAAGAGGAAGAGGAGCGGGAGAGGCGGCGGAAAGAGGAGGAAGCCAGGAGGGCAAAGCUGGAGCAGGAGAGGAUGGCGAGGGAGGAGGCGUGUCAGCGGGAGGAAGAGGAGCGAAAAAAGAGGGAGGAGGAGAAAAGGAAGAAAGCACAAGAGGAGGCGCAGGCGGCCUCCAGAGUGACGCUUUACAAAGCGCUGUACUCCUUCGCAGCACGCAACAAGGAUGAGCUGAGCAUCGACGCAGACUGCCUCAUCGAGGUGGAAGAGCAGACGGUGGGCGAGCCGGGUUGGUUGUGCGGGAGUUACCUUGGAAACAAGGGCUGGUUCCCUCACAGUUACGCUGAGAAAUGCACCGAGGCCGGCCCCUCAUCGCUCGGACCGACUUCCUGUCCGCAGCUGCUUCCUGUCUCCGGAGUCCCAGAUGGCGAACUAACAGAUGACAGCGGCGCUCUUCCCCUCCAAUCAGAAACAUCACAGUUUCCAGGUCCUGUUCUGACUCACGUCAUGUCCCGCCGGUCGCCCACCACCAACACCACUACCUUCUCCCAAAUAAACCUCAACCUCUCGUCCAGUGAGGGUGAAAUGAGCGCAGACACGGACCCGCUGGAUGGAAGCGACAGUGUUCAACUUGAAGAAUAUGUGGCGCUGUACACGUACGAGAGCCCUGAAGCGGGCGACCUCACCUUUGAGGAAGGCGACUUGGUGGUGGUGACGGAGCGGGAAGGGGAGUGGUGGCGAGGGUGCAUCGGCGAUCAAUCCGGCAUUUUCCCGUCCAACUACGUGAGGCCUGUGGAGCCAGAGGUGUCAAGACCUGGUGGACUAACCAAGAAACCUGCAGAGAUCGCCCAGGCCGUCACUUCCUCUGCUGCCGGUGCCCCAACGAUAUAUCAGCUGCAUCUGUCUCCUGGACAACUUAUUGUGGUUCUGGCCAAAAACUCUACUGGCUGGUGGCUAGGGGAACUGCAGGUUCGUGGCAAGAAGCGUCAGAGAGGCUGGAUUCACUCCUCCCACGUCAAGCUGCUCGGACCCUCCAGCAGCAAGUUGUCCGCGUCACCUCUGCCAGUGUGCCAAGUCAUCGCCAUGUACGACUACACGGCGGCCAAUCCGGAUGAGCUGAGUUUCUCCAAAGGCCAGCUCAUCAACGUCUUAGACAAGACCAACCCGGAUUGGUGGAAAGGGGAGGCCGACGGUGUUACGGGCCUGCUGCCCACCAAUUACGUCAAGAUGACCACCGAGUCCGAUCCCAGUCAGCAAUGGUGCGCAAACCUGAUGACCCUGGACACGAUGAGCCCCCAGGAAAGGAAGAGGCAAGGUUACAUCCACGAGCUCAUCCACACUGAGGAGACGUACGUGGAUGACCUGGAGCUGGUGCUAGAGGUGUUCUACAAGCCUAUGUCAGAAUCGGGUCGACUAACGGAAGAGGAAAUGGGCAUCAUCUUUGUCAACUGGAGAGAGCUCAUCAUGUGCAACACAAAACUGCUCAAGGCCCUGCGUAUGCGCAAGAAGAUGGGCGGUGACAACAUGCCAGUGCAGCUGAUCGGCGAUCUGCUGGCGUCGGAGCUUACGCACAUGCAGCCUUACGUCCGCUUCUGCUCUUGCCAGCUCAACGCCGCCGCCCUGCUGCAGAGCAAAACAAACAACCAGCCCGAAUUCAAGAACUUCCUCAAAAAGAUCGCCACAAACUACCGCUGUAAAGGAAUGCCUCUGUCCAGCUUCCUCCUCAAACCCAUGCAGAGAAUCACACGCUACCCUCUACUCAUCAAGAAUAUCCUCGAGCACACGCCCGACCACCAUGCGGAUCAAUUGCCCCUCAGGGAAGCUCUGGAGCGAGCCGAGGAGCUGUGCUCGCAAGUCAAUGAGGGCGUCAGGGAGAAGGAGAACUCGGAUCGCCUCGAGUGGAUCCAGAGCCACGUGCUGUGUGAUGGCGCCAUUGAACACUUGGUGUUUAACUCACUCACCAAUUGCCUGGGACCACGCAAGCUGCUCCACAGCGGCCGUCUGCACAAGACCAAGAGCAGCCGGGAAUUGUGGGCCUUCCUCUUCAACGACUUCCUGCUCCUGACCCAGGGCGCCAAAUCCUUGUCCUCCUCCGGGCCCGACAAGCUUUUUAGCCCUAAGAGCGGCAUCCAACUCAAGAUGUAUAAGACUCCGCUGUUACUCAAUGAGGUUUUGGUCAAGAUGCCGCCGGACCCGUCGAGCGACGAGCCGCUCUUCCUCGUCUCGCACAUCGACCGUGUCUACUCGCUCAAGACUGACACCUUGAAUGAAAGGGCGGCGUGGGUGCAGAAAAUCAAAGUGGCGUCUGAGCUUUUCAUCGAGACGGAGAAGAAAAAACGGGAGAAGGCAUAUCAAGCGCGUUCUCUGAAGGCAAGUGGCAUUGGAAGGCUCCUGGUGACCAUCUCUGAGGCCCAAGAGCUCAAAGCUUGCAAGCCCAACGGCAAGAGCAACCCUUACUGUGAGCUGACCAUGGGGGCCCAGUGCUACACAUCACGACCCAUAAGCAACACACUGAAUCCCAAGUGGAACUUCAACUGCCAGUUCUUCAUCAAAGACCUUUACCAGGAUGUCCUGUGCAUCACCAUCUUUGAGAAGGACCAGUUUUCGCCGGACGACUUCCUGGGCCGUACUGAAGUUCCCGUGGCGACCAUCAAGAAGGAAAUGGAGAGCAAAGGUGCCGCUGGUCGUCGCCUGCUGCUCCACGAAGUCCCCACCGGAGAAGUCUGGGUCAAGCUGGACCUGCAGCUUUAUGACCCGCCACCCAAAUGACUAAUAACACUUCAAAGUCAUAUAAUGUAAUAUCACAAGCCACACAUUCACAAGUGCCUUCACAUACCAGCGACCUUGCCAUGAGAAUAUAAAUUGGCGGCACUGUAAAACACAAGUAUAAACGAAACCUGUGAACCCAUUUGUACCUAUAGGCUACAAUAUUAGGUACACCGCCAUCCACAAUUAACUCAUUCACUCCCAAAGACGUAUUUAGAUGUCUUUUCAGACGCCACACAUUUAAUCCUAGCUCCUCAUUUUAUAUUGACUGUUCUUGAAAAGGGUCUGAAAAUAGCCAUUUUCAAAAGGGUGUGAAAGGGCCUGAAAAUAGCCAUUUUCAAAAGGGUGUGAAAGGGCCUGAAAAUAGCAAUUUUCAGACCCUUUUAAAGUACAGUCAAUAUAAAAUGAGGAGCUGGGAUUAAAUGUGUGGUGUCUGAAAAGACAUCUAAAUAUGUCUUUGGGAUGAAUGAGUUAAGACUUCCAUCCAUCAUCCAAACUGAUUAUCCUCAUGAUGUUUGAUUAAGACUUGACAAAUAAAAUCUUAUCAAUGUCAAAUGGUAAUAAUUGAUGUGCCUGUUGAGGAAUACUUUUAUUGGUACAGACAUGUUGGGAAGAGUUAGCUCAUGUACAAAAUGCAGAUGGCACAAAGACAUUGUGUAAAAAGUCAACAUGUUAAAUGAAUAAAUUGAAUAUACUGUACAGUUAUGUGCAUCGUACAUA